Molecule: messenger RNA, 360 nt
Organism: Colletotrichum karsti
Lineage: Eukaryota; Fungi; Ascomycota; Sordariomycetes; Glomerellales; Glomerellaceae
Product: transcriptional elongation regulator (elongin c)
Exons: 2
Coding region: 1-360 (119 amino acids)
Biological process (GO): ubiquitin-dependent protein catabolic process
Cellular component (GO): elongin complex
Molecular function (GO): protein-macromolecule adaptor activity
Source: RefSeq, a predicted model, not a curated record
AUGGAUACCAACGGCGACGCCGAGUCCAAGUACAUCACUCUGGUCUCGAGUGAUGGCUUCGAGUUCGUCGUCCUGCGCGAGGCCGCCAUGAUCAGCCCCGCGAUCAAAGGCAUGCUGGACCCUCGCAGCAGGUUCCAGGAGGCACAGAAGGGGCGUUGUCUCUUUGAAGAGAUCAGUGGCGUUGUCCUGGAAAAGGUCUGCGAGUAUUUCCAGUACUGGUACCGGUACCGGGAGAAAGAAGACGUCCCAGACAUGGACAUUCCCGUCGAGCUCUGUCUCGAGCUGCUGGUCGCCGCCGACUUCUUGGGCCUGGACAGUAAGACAACACUUCCCAACCUCCUCCCUCUUCCCGCGUUUUGA